AUGGCACACACAUUAGAACCGUACAAGGGCUGCGAUAUACUCGACAUCAAUCCUGGCGUCGGUCUCUGGUCUCAAAAGCUUCACGAGUUCCUCAAGCCUCGAAACCACAUUCUGCUCGAACCGAGCCCCGAUCUCUUCCGGCCCUUCCUCGACCCUCUCCUGAAUGCACCCGACUCCAAAUACAAACUCGUGAACAAGGAUCCAUUGAAAGUCGAGUCGUACAGAGAACUCGUUGACGAGGGCGCAUUUCCGCAACAGACUCGGAUAGACCCGCAGGAUCCCAAAGGCCAAGAUCUCAACCAGACUCUGCUUGUGACGGGCUCUUUAGCAUGGGAUCCUUUUCUUCCGGGCUUGAGUUUCGACUCCAUGGCUAAACAGCUUUACCACCACUUUACUCCUGCCGCUUGGUCAAACGACUUAUUCCAUGCCUUUGGACCCGUACGCACUCUGUUCUGGGUCCAGACCGAAGACUUCAACCAUGUAGUGGCAAAAUCUCCCACGUACAUGCUAAAGUCGAACCGCUUGCUUGAGAUGACACAGAAUUUGAAUCUGGUGGUUACCUCAGAACGAGAGAGCCGUCCGGCAGGAAAAGGUGCAAUUGGUCGUGAGCCGCAGUACGAAAUCGAAAGCACUAUUCGCGCAAUCCGAUCCGCAAAGAAAGCUGGCUUCGACAUUCCAGAGCAUCGCCGUGAUGUGACCCACAAAUACGCUGAGCUGAUCGAAGAGGCUUCGGGUGGGUCUGGCAUCAUCAACAGCGAGACCAUGAUGGAGCUUAUGUACGCCCAGUAUCGCGCGGGCAAUAGGCCUACUCAGUUCCUUCCUCAGGGUAUACUUGACUGUUUCGAAGUGGAAAAACAAUUGCAGGAGGAACAUCCAGAUCUAAAGCUUUCACCUAUAUUUCCUCUAAGCAAAAAAACCGCGGCCACCGUGACAAACAAAGCUCACCCAGCUAGUGAUAAAGUACGGGAGUACACGAAAACACGCGCGCUAGUCGCGCACCGGCUGAGGCAGCGGAUAAAGUUCGAAGAGAUAGUGAUUAUUGGCGAGGAAAUCUACAAGCUUGAAUGCAAGGCGCUGAAGAUGAAAGAAGGCCCUGGGAAAGCCAAAACCCUCAAGCAAAUUGAACAACUGGAAGAGCAGUGGGAUCAGCGUCUCGCGCAACUAUCCCGGAACUUAGAGCACGCACCUGUCGCCGAGCUGGACGAUCGCAUCAACCUGCGCUACCCACCACAUCCACGGAUCCAAUGGGAUCAGCGGCUGUUUGAUCCUCUGAUGUCACGCGAAGACGAAGUGUGGCCUCGCAAUCGCGUCUCCCUCAUCUCCGCCACGCCCAUUCCCCGACCCGCAAGCGACGACCCAGAAUGGCACGAACAGGUGAUCGACUUUGUCUUUGGCUUGUACGCCAAUUCGAACAGGUCAGUCAUCGAAGCACUGGACAGCAUGCAGCAUGGCCUCUCCGACAUCAUCAAGGAUUGUCCGAGUCUCACGGAUCCGGACAAGGGGGGGAGGUUGCAGCUCAAGCACUUGAGGGUCAAAUUGUUGACCAUGGAGAUGAUCUACGAAAUGGCAAAGGCGUAUAAAGAGUGGCCAUUCAAGGCGCCGGGGUCGGAUCGCAGCUUGUACUUUAGGCAUAAGAAUUAG
Molecule: messenger RNA, 1641 nt
Organism: Parastagonospora nodorum SN15
Lineage: Eukaryota; Fungi; Ascomycota; Dothideomycetes; Pleosporales; Phaeosphaeriaceae
Exons: 1
Coding region: 1-1641 (546 amino acids)
Biological process (GO): transcription initiation at mitochondrial promoter
Cellular component (GO): mitochondrial DNA-directed RNA polymerase complex; mitochondrial matrix
Molecular function (GO): mitochondrial transcription factor activity
Source: RefSeq, a predicted model, not a curated record